Molecule: messenger RNA, 2289 nt
Organism: Alnus glutinosa
Lineage: Eukaryota; Viridiplantae; Streptophyta; Magnoliopsida; Fagales; Betulaceae
Product: geraniol 8-hydroxylase-like
Exons: 2
Coding region: 668-2167 (499 amino acids)
Molecular function (GO): oxidoreductase activity, acting on paired donors, with incorporation or reduction of molecular oxygen; monooxygenase activity; iron ion binding
Source: RefSeq, a predicted model, not a curated record
GAAAAAGAGAUAUCAAAAGAAUCUUUGACUUUUUGUUUAAAGUGCCCCCACAUGUCCCAAGAAACAAGAGCUUGUGGAGUUUUGCAAUUUUAUACUCUCCGCUAGAUAUUUGUAUUUGCUCGUAUUGGGCAAUUUUAUUGCACAGCGCAGUCUCUCAUAAUUUGUAGAGCAUCGAUCUCCUACUAUACAAAUCUAAAAAAAAAAACCUAUCUUUACUAAAAAUUACUGAUUGAAAUGCCGUCCAUGCCUUGGCUGUUGUGGGGUCAGCUGCGAGAUGAUGCGUGAUACUGUGAGCAGCUGAGACGUAACUCUCACAGACUCGUACAAUAAUUCCCGCACCUACUUAAUUGCCCCUUCAUUAUAUCGGCAUGCUGCAUCCCAGUUAACUUUGACUAUUCCACGGGCCGGUGCUUGCCAAGCUGCUAUCUGUUGGUUCUGUUUGUUAGACAUUAUUUUGGAUUCUCCACGUGGCUUUACAUGAUUUGAUCACAUGGAAUAUAUCGAAAGAAACAAAAUAAAUCUCAAGAAAAUUAAGAUCAUGAUUCCGUGUUGAAGUGAAGCGCACGCUCUUGUUGAAGUUGGAAGGUAGAGCAGUACUAGUCUUCGUUUAAUUUCUCUUUGCUUUGUUAUUAUAUUUCCUCCCUGCGAUCAGAGUUCGUAGGGAAAGAUGGAUUUCUUGAGCUGCAUAAUAUUUCUUUGCAUCACCUGGAUGUUCAUCCACACCUUCUAUAUGAUUCCAAGAAGCAAAGCGAAUCCCAGAAAGCUUCCACCUGGUCCAAAACCUUUUCCGGUCAUUGGAAACCUCUUAGAUCUCGGUGACAAACCCCACAAGUCCUUAACCAAGCUUGCCAAGGCUCAUGGCCCCAUAAUGUGCCUAAAACUAGGACGAGUAACCACAAUAAUCAUUUCUUCAGCAGACACCGCCAAACAAGUCCUCCAAACACACGACCAACUCCUGUGCAACCGAACCAUCCCUGACGCUCUCCGAGCCCACAAACAAGACAUGUUCGGCUUGCCAUGGAUACCCGUUUCAACCCGGUGGAGAAACCUUCGCAAAAUAUGCAACGGCCAACUGUUUGCCAGCAAAACACUUGACGCCAACCAAGGUAUCCGGCGCAAGAAAGUGCAAGAGCUCCUUGCCGAAACUCAUCAAAGCAGCGUAACCGGUGAGGCUGUAGAUAUUGGCAGGGUGGCUUUUAAGACUGCGCUUAAUCUGUUAUCAAACACCAUUUUUUCGGUGGAUUUGGCCGACCUGAAUUCUGACACAGCUCGAGAGUUCAAGGAGAUUGUCUGGAAUGUCAUGGAAGAGGCAGGGAAGCCCAACUUGGCAGAUUAUUUUCCCGUGCUUAAGAAGAUCGACCCCCAGGGCGUAAGGCGGCGCAUGACAGUUCACUUUGGGAAGCUUAUAGAUCUCUUUGAUCGCAUGAUUAGCCAACGGUUAAAGCAGAGAAAAGUGUUGGGUUCUAUGACGUCGAACAGUGAUAUGUUAGAUACCCUUCUUAACAUCACCGAAGAAAACACCGAGGAGAUGGACAAAUCUAAGAUAGAACAUUUGUUUGUGGACCUAUUUGUUGCGGGGACUGAUACAACCUCAGCCACACUGGAAUGGGCUAUGGCAGAGCUACUCCACAACCCAGAGGCACUGUCAAAAGCAAAAACAGAGCUGGAACAAGUAAUUGGCAAAGGCAACCCAAUGGAGGAGUCAGAUAUUGCUCGGUUACCUUACUUACAAGCAGUAGUGAAAGAAACAUUCAGAUUGCACCCGGUAGUUCCUUUCCUACUGCCUAGGAAAGCCGAAGCAGAUGUAGAAAUCAACGGCUAUAUUAUCCCAAAGGGUGCACAAGUGCUAGUGAAUGCAUGGGCUAUAGGCCGAGACCCGAGCUUAUGGGAGAAAGCGAAUUCAUUUAUGCCGGAGAGGUUCUUGAGGUCUGAAAUUGAUUUUAAAGGCCGGAACUUUGAGCUUAUACCGUUUGGUGGUGGAAGAAGAAUAUGUCCUGGUUUGCCAUUGGCAAUACGAAUGCUGCAUUUGAUGUUAGGUUCGCUUAUCCACACGUUCGAUUGGAAGCUUGAAGAAGGGGUUAAACGUGAGGAUAUGAACAUGGAAGAUAAGUUUGCCUUAACCUUGCAGAUUGCUCAUCCUGUAAGAGCUGUCCCUAUUCCACUCUAAAAUAGGUUGAAGAAUUUUAAUUACUUGGUUGCCAUUCUACUUGAUGUCUUUGUACUACAUGCAUGCAAUAUAUAAUUUUGUUGGAAGCAAAUAAACACAUAUAGCUUGUCACGUUGAUGAUA